Colletotrichum spaethianum is the source of this 1707-nucleotide messenger RNA. RefSeq names its product tRNA (guanine(10)-N2)-methyltransferase. Bases 1 to 1707 code for a protein of 568 amino acids. The transcript has 3 exons. Lineage: Eukaryota; Fungi; Ascomycota; Sordariomycetes; Glomerellales; Glomerellaceae. The record is from RefSeq and is a predicted model, not a curated record. Gene Ontology annotation, cellular component: nucleus; tRNA methyltransferase complex; cytosol. Gene Ontology annotation, molecular function: protein binding; tRNA (guanine(46)-N7)-methyltransferase activity. Gene Ontology annotation, biological process: RNA (guanine-N7)-methylation.
AUGAAGGUCCCCUACAACUGCCUAGAGCCAUCUGGCAACGUCGUCUUUGCUGCCCGGGGCGGGAAGAUUCACUCCUUCAGCCUGGAGGACGGUUCUCAUCUCUCAACAUGGAAGCACCCUGAUGUUGAAAAGGUGAACGCCGCCGCCGCUUCGGCCGCCGCCUCAAAGGUUGAGAUCGAGGUGAGCUCGGGUGUACCUACGCCCUCAUCCCCGACCAACAAUGAGGAUGGCCCCCCUGCCAAGCGUCAAAGAGUUGAGAGCACCGAAGAGGAGAAGGGAGACGGGGAUAGUGAGCAGGCCAAGGAUGGCGACGCCAUGGUCGUUGAUAGUGAACCCGCGAAGCCCCAGGAUCAAAAGAGAGACAGGAGAAAGGGGAACAAGCAGAUGAGGCGGAAUAACAGGGACGGCCAACAGCAGCAGAACAACCGCGGCGGCGCAUUUGCAAGAGUCCCAGACUACCCCGUCAUCACCAUCAUGACGACGACCAGUGACGGGAGCCACCUGCUGGCCAUCUCAGGUCACGACAAGUUCCUUUGGGUGUUUGAACAUGACGGCAAGGGCAACUUGAAAGAGCUGAGCCAGAGACAAAUGCCCAAACGCCCCUGCUCAGUCCUCAUCUGCCCGGACAAUCAGACAGUCCUGAGCGCGGACAAGUUCGGCGACGUCUACUCCCUGCCCCUAAUCCCCUCGGAGGCUACCGCAGCAGACUCCACGGCCCAGCCUGAUGCCGCCGGCUCGGAGACGGCUUCCCCGGCGCCGUCUGCCGCCCCCAAGCCCUUCAAGCCCGAGGCCAACCCCCUGACGGUGCACUCCAAGAGCAACCUCCGCGCGCUCCAGAGCCAGCUGCGCGAGCAGCAGAAGUCGAAGCGCGACGCCCCCAAGGACCAGCCGACGUUCGAGCACACGCUCCAGAUCGGCCACGUCUCCAUGCUCACGGCGCUGACGCUCGCCUCCAAGGGCAGCCGACGGUACAUCAUCACGGCAGACCGCGACGAGCACAUCCGCGUCUCGCGUUUCAUGCCGCACGCGCACGUUAUCGAGGGUUUCUGCCUCGGUCACGCAAACUUUGUCAGCGCGCUCACGCUCCCUAGCCAGGACGUCUUGAUCUCGGGCGGCGGCGACAGCGAGCUGUUCGUCUGGGACUGGGAGGCUGGCAAGAUCUUGUCCAAGUUCGACCUCCUGGAGCAGGUCCAGCAGGUCGAGAAGGAGGCUUCCAAGGUUGCCGUUUCUCAGCUCCUCUCCGCCGCGGUUACGGCCAACGGCCUACAGGUCCCUGUGGUCCUAGCAGUGUGUGAAAGCGUGUCUGCCAUCUUCGUCCUCCGUCUCUCGGAAGAGAAUACUUUGACCCAUGUCCAGACCAUCUCCACCCCCGGAAACCCCCUUCACGUGGCGCCGGUCGCCAGCGACAGCUCCCUUACGAACAUCCUGGUGGCCAUCGACCCGGCAGAAAACGACAACGCACCCAAUGGGAUCGUGUCGUUCAGAUGGACCGGCGCCGCCUUCUCAUCACAGGACCUUGGGAUCCAGGAUGCAGGUGUUAAUGAAGGCGAGUUCGACAUGUCGCACGAGCAGGUGCGGAAACUGCUGUACAACACCGAAGACUUGCGCAAGCGAGGGGAGGACGAGCAAGGCGACGAGGCAGAGCAGGGAGAACAGCAACAGCAAGAGGAGCAGGCGCAGGACGGGGAGCCGACUGAGGCGUCGUAG